This is a messenger RNA of Chara braunii, 3465 nucleotides long. NCBI's taxonomy places the organism in Eukaryota, Viridiplantae, Streptophyta, Charophyceae, Charales, Characeae. The record is from the annotation of a GenBank genome assembly.
GGGGGGUGAGCUUUUCAUCUCAAGAGCCCGGCCACUCAGUCCAAAUGAAUUGUCGCUCCGGCUAGGAGUUCUACCUUCUCUUCUGACUGAAUUCAAACGGUUUCUUCCAUUGGGUUUUUUAAUGCCUGCGUCUACACAAUCGCAAACGAGAGAGGGAGAGAGAGAAGAGAGAAGCUUCUGAGUGUUGCUCUUGAGGGAGUGAGGAGAGGGAAGAGGAGUGUUCGUCCCAGGCAAGUGAGAAAGUACGGACCCCUCUUGAGAGACUUAUUGACACCCUCAUCCUCCAUCAUGGCAUCUGCAGCAGAUUGGAAGCUGCAAAUGGACGCUGCGCCCGAGGCAGAGAAAGCGCAGUACUGGUUCUUCUACGAGAAAGCAUUGAAGAGGGAGGAGGAAGAGAAAGAGAAGGAGAGGGAGGAGAAGGUCAAGGCUCAUGAAGCCAUUUUCUCCAAUCCGGAUCUGCAGCAAGUCCAGACCCCGCUGCUGCUGCUACUGCUGCCGCAGCCAUUGCUGGGCCCGAACCCAGCAAUGGCUGGGCCAGGCGACAACUUUGCUUACAUCGACAGAAAGGCGGCGCAGAUUCCGUCCAAGUGCGACGGAAAGGACGACGUCGAGUCUUGGAUCAGCUCUAUGCGGUCCUACUUUGAUGUAUUGGGGACACCCUCGUCCACUCAGUCGUCUAUCCUGGGGACCAAUGUGGAGCCCGUCGUGCGGGGUUUCCUAGAAACCCAAGCUGUCCAAUCAGGCUAUAAGAGAAUAGACCUGAACAUAUGGCUAAAGGCUACGCCUACUGCCGCACUUGAGGAUCUCUUGAUCAAACAAUAUGCUGAUCCACAUGUUGCAGCUAAAGCAAGACUUAAGCUUGACAAGCUCAAGCACAGCAAGUGGACCGGCACCAUGCACAACCUGCAACAGUAUGUUAGUAAACUCUUUGCUACUUCGGAUCUGGAGAUGACUGCGCAGUCUUGUUUGGAUGUGAUAAAAGAUACUUCUUUGGAGUCUGAUCCCACUCAGCAAACCUCUUCUGAAACCUCAUCUGAUGCUGAUUCCAAGGCUGAAAAGUUACACAUCCUAUACAAGGAGCCUUGGGUAGAGUCGAAAGAGAUUGACUUUCAUGCUCUGUUGAGGCGGUGGGCUCACAUGAAGCAAAAACGCUUGCAAGGGAGGACGAAGUUGAUCUUCUUCAAACUCUACAUUGAUGGCCGUUACAUCCGUGCGUUGGCUGAUUGUGGUGCAACCGCCAACUACUUCUCACCGCACGACAUUCGUAAGGCACGCUUGGGGAUGAAGCAAGUGACUUUGCAGAAUCCUUGUCGGACCGAAGUAGGCAACCAUGAGGUUGUCACAUCUACGCAUGCAGUAAAAGGUGUGCGCACUACCUUUGACGCUGACCGCACAAUCACGCAUGAAUUGAACAUCUAUGUCCUUGAUCAAUGCCCCUUCGACGCGGUUAUUGGCUUGGACUGGUUGCAGGCCCAAUGUGAAAGAACCACGUGGAAGGAUUUACAAUUCAUGGUCAAAGAUGCCAUGGGAAUCGAGCGUCCUGUCCUCUUGGAUAAGCCGCGCGAGUCCCAAGUGACCUUUCUCAAUGCAAUGCAGUUCUGCAAAAAGUGGCGCAGACGCAAAACUGAUGAGCAAAUGUAUAUAGCCUUUGUUAGGCCUGCUCAUGUGCCUUCCAUUUUUGCUGUAUAUAAUGAUUCUACUUUGCAUGCUGUGUCCACCUCGGAUGCAACUACUUCUACCUCUACUAAGUCCAUCUCUAGUCCAUAUGACUCUACUUCUAAUCCUGUUGUUUUGGUUGCACCUAUACAAACUGACAUGCUUGCUCCUGAGAGUGAUGAUCCCCCUCCGAAAAUCCCACCGGAAAUUCGCAACCUUCUCAACCGAUUUUCUGACGUCUUGGCCGAACUGCGUGGAGUCCCCGUGCGUCUGGUCCGACACAGGAUCGAGUUGAUUGAAGGUAGCACUCCUCCAAAGGGUUGUGUCUAUCGAAUGGGCUCAGGCAAAUUGGAGGAGUUGCGACGGCAAAUUGAUGAUAUGAUUGGGAAGGGAUGGAUCAAACCAAGUGAGUCUGAGUUUGGUGCACCGAUGCUGUUUGUCCCUAAGAAAGGAGGUAAGUUGCGGAUGUGUAUUGACUACCGCGGAUUGAAUAGAAUCACAAGGAAGAAUGCAUACCCUUUGCCACAUAUUGAUGACUUGCUUGACGCUGCAGGUGGAUGCAAGGUCUUCAGCAAGAUCGACCUCAAAUCUGGUUAUCACCAGAUUGAAAUCGAACCUGCCGACCAGCACAAAACUGCAUUCAAAACUCGCGAUGGGCUGUACGAGUUUACGGUUAUGCCCUUCGGUCUCACGAAUGCACCAGCCACCUUUCAAAGUCUCAUGGACAAAGUGUUUCGCAAUCAGAUCAACCGAUUUGUUGUUGUAUAUCUGGAUAACAUUCUUAUCUUCAGCAAAUCAAUGGAGGAGCACAUGAGACAACUUGAGAAAGUGAUGCAGAUCCUCAAGGACGCGCAACUCUAUCUCAACUUGGAGAAAUCUGAGUUUGGGAGGGACAGCGUCAUCUACCUUGGACAUCGGUUGUCUGCUGCAGGCCUAGAGCCCGAGGCAACCAAGGUUGAGGUCAUCCAAAAGUGGCCCCAACCUGCGAAUGUCCGCGAGUUGCGUUCUUUUCUUGGUCUUGUGUCGUACUACCGUAAGUUUGUGCCUAAGUUUUCUAUCAUUGCCCGUCCAUUGUCUAGACUAACGAGCAAGAAUGUGUCCUACGCAUGGAAUGAAGAAUGCACGACAGCCUUUGAAGCAUUCAAAGAGGCUUUGGUGAGUCAUCCGGUGCUCCGCAUUGCAGAUCCCAAGCUUACAUUCGUAGUAACUACGGAUGCAAGUUUGUAUGGGAUUGGUGCAGUGCCGCAGCAAGAUGAUGGCGAUGGUUUACGUCCGCUGGAAUACUACAGCAAACGCAUACCCAGCCACAAGGUAGCUGCCUCCACUUACAUGAGAGAGCUCUAUGCCUUGAGAAAGGCACUAGACCAUUGGAAACACCACCUCUUGGGUCGCCAUUUCAAAGUGUUCUCGGAUCAUGAGACUUUGAAGUGGAUUCAGACACAGAUAAACCCAUCAACUACGAUGACCCGCUGGCUGCAUGAGAUUGAUGUGUAUGAUUUCGAACUCAAACACAAGAAAGGCUGCUAUAAUCGUGUUGCGGAUGCUUUGUCUCGCCACCCUGAGUACAUGACUUGCCUAGUGGGUUCCUACGAUCUUCGCAAGGACUUACAGAAGGAACUCAUUGAGCACACUGCCAAGGAUCCGGAACUCAGUCCCAUCCUUGAGCAGAUUCGGGUUGACCCUAGUAGUCAGCCUGAUUUCCAUGGAUGUAAGGGCCUUCUCUUUCGACGCUAAGGUAAACAUGACCGGUUGUGUAUACCCAACCAUGAGCCAAUCAUCACUCACUUCUUGGAUUUGGCUCAUGGCCGG